CACAAAGUCCCUACUUUUUUGGAAUCAAGGUUGUAAAUGGCCAUCCCGUCCUUUAAGCACCUCAUGCCAACCCUUUUGGAUGGUUGCAUUUGCUCUGAAAGAUUACAUUACACUCUUAGUAAUUCACAGAGUUGGUGCAGCCUUAAAAAAUGCAAACAGGGCACUUUUGAAGAAGUCAGAGGCCUCGAGAAAUAAAAAAACAGGUCUAGGUUACAAAAUAACGUAAUUACCCUUUAAAAACUGAGCAUUCAGAUGACUGUCAAAGGAAACAAACUGAAACAAAUUGUUUUUCCUGCUUUAAAACUGGAGGCUGAAAAAAUAAGAGCAAGUCUGAACCAAUCUACUGUACACACACACCUAACACACACUAGGCAAACACCUGGCUGAUUCAGAGGUGUGUGUUUCCAGGUAACGAUAAGCCAUAUUUCUCUAAGUGUGUGUGCAGGCUGGAGCUUGUAAGACAUAAACACACCCUCAAAGGUGCACAUUCUUCACAGAAACACUGAGACGAGAGACGCUGCACAGAAAGAACUCUGUUUCAAAAAUGGCAGAAAAGGAGGGAUUAUCUGCUGAUGAUGGACAGUCUGCGGGGGCUCCCUCAGAACAGAGCGGUCUGGUUGCGACCUCUGCAGACUCACACAGUGUACUGCAGGAUGGAUUCAGCUACACUCCUCUGGACUCAAACAGUGACAGAAACAUCCAGCCUUUUCCUCGUUCUCCUAAACUGAAGAAGAAGCUGGCAAACGCUACACCUCCGACUCAGGAGCAGCUGAGCAGACGUUUGGAGGAACUGCAGGGAGAAAGAUCAAAAACUGAGGCUCACAUUGAGUCUCUGAAGAAACGCAGGGCAGACCUCGCUAGAAGCACGGAGGUAAUGAAGCAGCAGGUUCGAGACCACUUUGAGAGCAUGCGGUCCGUCCUGAAGCAGGACGAGCAGGCGGUCCUUGACUCUCUGGAGAUGGACCUGAGACAGACCAGGACCAGACUGGACCAGGUCCUGAAGAACUGGAAACACCACCAGGACCAGGUCUCCAAGGGCAUCAGCAGUACACAGAGAGCGCUGAACGAGUGCGGCAGGAUGGUAGACAACGAGGAAAAGGCUCUCAGUGAAACUUUGAGCUCGAAGAAGCAGGACGCCUCAGAGAAGCAGAUCCGACUGAAUGAUAAGAGAUUUGAAAAGCUCCUGAAGACAUUAUCGUCCAUCUCCAAACAGCUGAGAGCUCAGCUGCAGAGGAAGACCCUACUGUUAGAUUCAUCUCCCAUGGUCAUUGACAGGCAGACCUGCCACAGCGAGAUCACGGUGACCUCUGAUGGCUGCGGCUUGUCUUUCUCAGGCUCCAUCAAUUCCACAUCAGAUCGCCCUCUCCAGUUUGAUAAGGUGUGCUGUGCUCUCGGGGGCUCUCCUCUUCCGGCCCCUCAGAGUUACUGGGAGGUUGAUGUCCGCUGCAGCUCUGCAUGGGCUGUGGGCGUGGCCUACGCAAGCCUAGCGAGAAAGGGGCGGGACAAGGGUGCCAAGCUGGGCCGGAACAGGAACUCGUGGUGCGUGGAGCUCCGUAACAGCCACCUGUCUGCGUGGCACAAUGACCGACAUGUGGCGUGCCAGGGCGUUGGGCAGCCGUUGCUGGGUAAAGUGGGAGUGUGGGUGAAUUACGAGAAAGGCCAGCUGGUGUUCUACGACGCUGACAACAUGGUGGUUCUGCAGAGGUUCUCUGCAGCCGUGACGCCCAUGUUUGACAGAGCUCAUCACCAGUUCACCGAGCCUCUCUACCCCGCUGUACGCUUUCUUAAACCACCAGAGAGCCAGAUCUGGCCGAACCACCUGGAGAUUUGUCACCUCAACAACCCGUGACAAUGAAAUGGACUCAGAUGGUCCUGCUUACCAGGAUCUGUACAAUCCUCUCCUCUAUUCUAUACAACCUCAAAGCGACUUUAACAAGAAUGCUACAAGCUGAAAUUCAA
Molecule: messenger RNA, 1959 nt
Organism: Cheilinus undulatus (humphead wrasse)
Lineage: Eukaryota; Metazoa; Chordata; Actinopteri; Labriformes; Labridae
Product: nuclear factor 7, ovary
Exons: 7
Coding region: 545-1849 (434 amino acids)
Molecular function (GO): protein binding
Source: RefSeq, a predicted model, not a curated record